Molecule: messenger RNA, 1083 nt
Organism: Emericellopsis atlantica
Lineage: Eukaryota; Fungi; Ascomycota; Sordariomycetes; Hypocreales; Bionectriaceae
Exons: 1
Coding region: 1-1083 (360 amino acids)
Source: RefSeq, a predicted model, not a curated record
AUGCCGGACAAAGAAGACGUGUCACAUGAUGUUCGUCUUGCACCAAAGCAGGAGCCGUUCACCCUCAAGCCCUUGAUUGCGGACAUUCUGCGAACGCGCUUCUGCGUGCCGGGCUCCCGGUUCCUUGUGGAAGAUAUUACCAAGACGUCCGUGUCGAGCUCCGGCAGAUGGAAGGCGGCACAAAUCCUGCUCAGCGAUGGCGAGCUGUGCAUUCAGGCCCUGAUGAGUGGCCACCUCUACCGGUAUCUUGACACUGGUGAGGUCUCGGUGGGGUGCUACGUCAAGGUAGAGUCCUUUGACAUUCGACGACUUACUUUAGAAGACAAGAGCGAGAUGGUUUAUUUGGUUGUGGAGGAUAUCAUCACGAUUGGGUGGAACGAUGGAUACCGCGCCCUAUACGCAGCGGAGAAUGCGGACAGCAUGGAAGAGCUUGCCUCGGAGCACGACCUCGACGUGGAAGAGCAACAACUCGAGUACAGACCCGACGAGGUCGCGCAGGCCCAGGCUGCUGAAUCCUUUGAGCAGCCGAACGAGGAAGACGAGAAAGCGUUUGAGGACGCCUUUGAGGCAUUCGAGGCAAAGACAUUCCCGCUCAAGACGAAAUCGAGGGAGCAGAAGCCGGCGCCCUCAUCAGGAGCAGUCGCUCUACCCAAAGAUUGGCAGAACCGUCAGCAGCCACUUCGCCUCACGCCACUGCGAUCCAUUCCCCGGCUGCCAUACGCGCAAAACUGGUGCUGCAACGUCCUGGCCAUUGUGACCUCGCUGUCUCCUGUCGAGGCGUCAUACCUGCCUCCGUAUCGCCAGCGGACGGCGAGACUAGCUGAUCCGUCUACAUCCAAGCACGUCCACCUGACUGUGUUUCUGGAGCCGGAGAACUUUGAGCCCAAGAUCGGUAGCGCGGUGCUGCUCGUCGGCGUCAAGAAUCAUCGGUUCGACGGCGGAAGUCUGAAGAAGUAUGCUAGUGAUGCGGACAGGACGGGGGGUGGCGAGUGGUGGCAUGAAGAUCCCCUUGAUUUGGAGUGGUGCGACGUGGCUGGCAUCAAGGAGUGGUGGGCAACAGUGCAGGCUGCGAUGGCUGCGUAG